CUGGAGAAAUUGUAAAUUCUUGGUCUCACUCGUGAUCAUGGCUUUAGUUUUAACUUUCGUAAAGGUUUACUUUAAAAGUCUUCAAAGAGUGGGCCAUGAUGAAAUCGUGCGAUAUGAGCCCACUGAACUGAACCUGGAUCAAAUGCGAUAUCUUGCUGGACUUUCCGAUCUAAAUAAUCUUCGCAAAACUGUGCAAAGGAUUGCGGUAAAGAGGGUGGUGAACACCGCAGAACACUCUGCCGUGAGAAACUACAUAGUGGAUUACCUAAAGGAUCUGAAAUGGACAGUACAGCUGGACAUUUUCACGGAGAAGGUGCCAAUUUUUGGCUUCACCACCUUUCACAAUAUAGUGGCCCGGCAAAAUCCGAAUUCCAAAAAAUUCCUAAUGCUCGGCUGCCACUAUGACAGCAAGUAUUUCAAGAACUUUGAUUUUGUGGCCGCCAUGGACUCUGCGGUCCCCUGUGCCAUGAUGCUAAAUAUGGCCAACAAUUUGAAGGACCAGCUUACUCGAUCUGAGAUCAGUUUAAUGUUCGUCUUCUUUGACGGAGAGGAGGCAUUUGGUGAAUGGUCGGAAAAGGAUUCACUAUAUGGUUCGCGGCAUUUCGCGGAACUUUGGCAGAAACGAGGUCUCCUCCGUAGCAUCGAUCUCUUCGUGCUGCUGGAUCUGAUCGGGGCCAAGAAUGUAACCUUCAAGAACAACAUACUGAGUACUUCCAAUUUGUUCCAUCGAUUCGUUCAGCUGGAGCAGCAACUCAGCAAGGCGGGAAUUCUGCGAUCAGAGCGCCCAAUUUUUCAGUUUCAGCCCGGCCAAGAUGUAGAUGAUGAUCAUUUGCCAUUUAUCCAUCGCAAUGUGCCAGUUAUCCAUCUCAUAGCUGCCGAGUAUCCAGAAGUUUGGCAUACGGCCAAGGAUGUGGAGCAGAAUGUGGACUAUCCAACCAUUGAGCAAGUGGAUCUUGUUCUGCGAAUGUUUGUGAUGGAAUACCUCAACUUAGCUCCUUCCUUGUCCAUUUAAAAAUAACUCUUUACCUUUAAGUGUAACAUGAAUUUUGAAUAAAAUAUUAAGAUAUU
Molecule: messenger RNA, 1068 nt
Organism: Drosophila elegans
Lineage: Eukaryota; Metazoa; Arthropoda; Insecta; Diptera; Drosophilidae
Product: glutaminyl-peptide cyclotransferase
Exons: 1
Coding region: 38-1012 (324 amino acids)
Molecular function (GO): glutaminyl-peptide cyclotransferase activity; zinc ion binding
Source: RefSeq, a predicted model, not a curated record